AUGGAAAAUUCUGAUAGCAGAAGCAUUUCUGAGCUUGAAUCAGAGCAACAAACCUCAACAGAAGGGGUGGUAUCACUUACUAAGAACUUGGAGUUCGAUAGAGAAAUAUUCACUGAAUUUGCAGUUCUGCUUGACAAGUUCACACCGAUUUUCGUAGCAAUAAAGGAUAAUGAGAAACUCAUGGACACCCCACCAGUUCAAAAGGCAGUUGAAUCCAUAGAAAAAGAGCUUAGUCGCGCUAAGGACUUAAUUGAAGGAACUUGUUCCAGAUCAUCCAUUAAGCAAAUUGAGGUUCUUACUCAAGAACUUGGGAGAUCAUUAGGCCUUGUGCUUUUCGCAAGUAUUGAUGCAUCCACAGAAGUCAAACAAAAUAUUGCAGCAUUGCACCAAGAAUUGAUGAAUGUGAAGUUUGAUAUCAGUUUUACUCCAAGUCCAAGUCUCAGCCCUAGUCCUUGUGCAAAUCAUGGCCCGAGACCAAGCAAAGAAUCAGGGUUUGUUAGUGAGCAGGUUACUUUUAUUAAUGAAAUUGAGGAGGAAAAGAUUAGUCUUAGCAUCGAUGAUGUUGUGCUACAACUCAAGUAUGGCAAUGACGAAGAAUUUAGGCUUGCACUUUUGGUCUUGAGUGAUUUAAUUAGGGAUCAAGUAAUUGAUAAAAAGUGGAUUAAUGAUGAAGAUAUUAUUCCAAUUCUGUUUAAUCGGCUAGGCUCCGGCAAGCCUCACAACAGGUUAACUAUCAUCCAGAUACUGAGAAUUCUUGCUUUGGAGAAUGCCGAAAACAAGGAGAAAAUGACAGAUGCGGUCUGUUUGUCAGUUUUGGUGAAAUCUUUGACGCGCGACGCAGAAGAAGGGAGGGAAGCUGUAGGACUGCUGUCGGAGCUCUCGGAUAUUUCUGCCGUUAGGCGACGGAUUGGAAGAAUUCAAGGAAGCAUAGUUAUGUUAGUCACCAUGCUUAACGGGGAUGAUCCAACUGCUUCACGUGAUGCCGCGAAGUUGUUGAUUGCACUGUCAAGCAAUACUCAAAAUGUGCUUCAUAUGGCUGAGGCUGGUUACUUUAAACCUCUAGUUCAUUGCCUGAAGGAAGGUAACAUUAAAGCGUCCUUUCACUUAAUUCAUGUUCUGUAG
Molecule: messenger RNA, 1122 nt
Organism: Dovyalis caffra
Lineage: Eukaryota; Viridiplantae; Streptophyta; Magnoliopsida; Malpighiales; Salicaceae
Source: the annotation of a GenBank genome assembly